Molecule: messenger RNA, 2033 nt
Organism: Chelonus insularis
Lineage: Eukaryota; Metazoa; Arthropoda; Insecta; Hymenoptera; Braconidae
Product: transmembrane protease serine 9-like
Exons: 13
Coding region: 72-2024 (650 amino acids)
Biological process (GO): proteolysis
Molecular function (GO): serine-type endopeptidase activity
Source: RefSeq, a predicted model, not a curated record
UCCAAACGUAGUGGAGACCCGGCGAAGUCUUUGAUUUUUGGCCCAGCUUCUGCCAACAUAUUUUCAUCAACAUGAAGAGUGUGAUAUGUUUUCUCGGAUUUUUUGUUUAUUUUAUCAACAUUUCCACAGCUCUUCCACGUGUGAAACGCAAUAGCUGGGCCACUUCGCCGGAUUCAAAAUUCCAGUCACGAUACAAUUUUACAUCAGAAGAAGAAGUAGAGUUACCAAUAGUAGACGAUGAUACAUUUAGACUAAACCCUCUUAAAAUGGCUUAUCCAAAAAUGCCGAAUGUUUGCAAUGAUUGUGUCUGUGGAGCUGGAAGGAAGAGCAGAAUAGUAGGAGGGACAACAGCAGCAAUUGGAGAAUUCCCUUGGAUGGUUGGGAUGACAAAAAGAGGUCAGUUUCACUGUGGUGGAAGUUUGAUAACUCGGCGGCACGUCCUAACUGCGGCUCACUGUUUGGAAGGAUUUGAUAGAAGAUUCUUUGAGCUUUAUAUGGGCAAUCCAGAGCUUGAUAUAAGCAGUCCAGACAUUAUUAGAAGACGUGUGAGAAGCUGGACCCUUCAUUCUGACUUCAACAUCUAUAAUCUUAAUAAUGAUAUUGCUAUCGUAGAGUUGGAUAGACCUGUACCUCUAGAAGGUCUAGUAAAAACUGCAUGCCUUCCUGAAAAUCAAGCUAUUGAUUACACCGGAUCAUUAGCAACAGCAAUUGGAUGGGGUAAGACUUCUGAAGGAGGGGAAAUAAGUAACACAUUACAGAAAGUCAAAGUACCUGUACUGUCAGAUGAAGAGUGUGAUGAAGCUGGUUAUCAAAAAUCUCGAAGAACUGAAAAUAUGUUUUGUGCUGGCUAUUUAGAAGGAGAAAGAGAUGCUUGUUCGGGUGACAGUGGGGGUCCACUUCUAGUUAAAGGGCCAUCAGGACAACAAGAAGUGAUUGGAAUUACGUCUUUUGGACGAGGAUGUGCAAGACCAAGAUAUCCUGGAGUUUAUACGAAAUUGACGAAUUAUCUAGGCUGGCUGAGAGACAAUUUAGGUGGAGAAUGCAUUUGUCCACCAUCUUAUUAUGAAAUAAUGCUAAAUAAAUUUGUUAUUUUAUUAUUGACAUGUUUUUCUUUAAUGUCAAGUUCAAUAUCCUUACCUCAAGUUAUGUUGCCAUCAAAUCAACCACAGGUUUCUACAAACAAUCGUACAAGUCGAUUUCUCUUUGAUGAGAUUUUCGGAAUUGACGUCACCGCAGGUGAUAAUGAUGGCACUGAAGAAAAACUUAGGAAUUGUACUUGUGAGUGUGGAGUUUAUAGCCAGGAGGAUCGGAUCGUUGGAGGGAGACCAACCGAACCUCACCGUUACCCUUGGAUUGCUAGACUGGUUUAUGAAGGUCGGUUUCAUUGUGGUGGCAGUUUAUUGACGAAUGAUUAUGUUUUGACAGCUGCUCAUUGUCUUCGCAGAUUGAAACGAUCAAAACUACGAAUUAUUCUUGGAGAUCAUGACCAGCAUACUAAUCUGGAAGCUAAAGCAGUGAUGAGAGCUGUCAGUGCAAUUGUUCGUCAUCGUAAUUUCGAUCUUAAUUCAUAUAAUCAUGACGUGGCUUUAUUGAAAUUACGUAAGCCUGUUGAAUUCACCAAGACAAUAAGGCCCAUUUGUUUACCUCAAACGGGAUCUGAUCCAGCUGGGAAAGAAGGAACAGUUGUAGGCUGGGGACGAACGAUGGAAGGUGGUAUGCUACCAGGAGUAAUUCAUGAGGUCAAAGUACCGAUUUUUAGUUUAGAACAAUGUAGAAAAAUGAAGUAUAAAGCAAACAGAAUUACUCCAAACAUGAUUUGUGCUGGAAAAGGAAGCCAAGAUUCAUGCCAAGGAGACAGUGGAGGACCAUUACUUGUGCAAGAAGGUGAUAAAAUUGAAAUAGCAGGUAUUGUUUCAUGGGGGGUAGGUUGUGGCAGACCUGGAUAUCCAGGUGUGUAUACAAGAGUUUCAAGAUACCUUAAUUGGAUUAAUACCAACAUGGAGAAUACUUGCUUAUGCAAAUAAAUUUUUUUG